Messenger RNA from Stegastes partitus (bicolor damselfish), 4078 nucleotides. It is a transcript of the gene rbm26, whose product is annotated as RNA binding motif protein 26. The transcript is spliced from 22 exons. The record is from RefSeq and is a predicted model, not a curated record. NCBI's taxonomy places the organism in Eukaryota, Metazoa, Chordata, Actinopteri, Pomacentridae. Gene Ontology annotation, molecular function: RNA binding; metal ion binding. The coding region runs from base 428 to 3472 and encodes 1014 amino acids. Gene Ontology annotation, cellular component: nucleus.
GCGGAAGUAAAUAAUCGCCAUGGAAUAGUAACUAUUGAGAGGAUACGAAGUAGCAACUAAAACGUGGAUGCUACUUUUUUUUUUUAAACGAAUUAAAAUCAGUUACAGACUUAUGAGUUAGUAAGUUCAGCGUUUAGAGGCAACAGACCAGCUUCGUCUGCAGCAAGAGAAUACAUACAUUACCAGAGUCGGGGGGUCGUGCAGCACGUUUGGGGCCUGGAAAGACGUAUGCUAACUCAGCUAAGCUAACCAGCGUUAUCGCGGCAGCUCGGCCAACGUCGCUUUUAGCAUCACAGCCUGGCCAAAGACUACUGAAGUGGCUGGUUUCAUCAGCUAAUGUCGGCUGUCCUUUUAUCCAGAUAAAUAGCAUCAGCCGAGCUAGCUUUAACUGUGGCCGUGGUGGAGGAGAAGAACGGCUGGAUCUAAGAUGAUCAUUGAAAACCUCGAUGCCUUGAAAACAUGGCUGUCUGAAACCCUCGAGCCCAUUUGUGAUGCAGACCCUUCUGCCCUCGCCAAGUAUGUUGUUGCUUUGGUGAAGAAAGACAAAACUGAAAAGGAACUUAAAGCCCUUUGUAUAGACCAGUUGGAUGUAUUUCUUCAGAAAGAGACCCAGCAAUUUGUUGAUAAGCUGUUCGAAGCUAUUAACAACAAAGGUUACCUCCCACAGCCGGAGCAGCCAUCCUCUCUGAUCAAACUAGAGAAAGAAGAGCAGAAGAAAGAUGAGACAAAUCGGGAAGACGAACGGGACAAGAAAUUUUCUCGGCGAGUGAAUCACAGCCCUCCCCCAUCAAGUUCACGGUACAGUAGAGAUAUAAGGAGAGGCGAUGACCGUAAGAGAGACGAUCGCUCCAGGAAGAGGGAUUAUGAUCGCAACCCACCCAGGAGAGACUCCUACCGUGAUCGCUACAAUCGCAGAAGAGGUCGCAGCCGCACUUACAGUCGUAGCCGCAGCCGUAGCCGGAGUUGGAGCAAAGACCGUAUCCGAGACCGUGACAGAGAGCGAGACCGGGAUAGAGACAGAGACAGGGACAGAGAUAGAGAUCGAGAACGCAGCAGAAGCAGGUCCCUCAGCAGAACUCGAUCUAGAAGCAGAAGUAGAGAGAGGGAUUCUGGAAAGCUGAAGUAUGAUCAUGAUCGAAUGGACAGGUCAGAGAGCGGUGAUGGCUACAACCCAGCAGCCCUCGUCUCCACAGCAGCCACUUCACACUUCCCCGUCCCAACACUGAGCAGCACCAUUACCGUUAUCGCUCCCACUCAUCAUCACAGCAACAACACCACUGAGAGCUGGUCGGACUUCCGCCCUGAGCACCCUGUGGACCGAGUCCCUUUUAACAGACCACCCCCUCAGAGGAAGCGAUGCCGUGACUAUGACGAAAAGGGCUUUUGCAUGCGAGGUGACAUGUGUCCUUUCGAUCAUGGAAGUGACCCAGUUGUCGUGGAAGAUGUCAAUUUGCCCAGUAUAUUGCCCUUCCAACCUCCACCAAUCCCAGGUGUGGAGCCACCACAGCCACCCCCAGGCCUCCCGCCUCCUCCACCUCUCAUGAACCCCCCACCUGUGAACCUUCGGCCCCCUGUGCCCCCACCAGGUUCCCUCCCACCCAGCCUUCCACCAGUUGCAGGUCCCCCUCCUCCACUUCCUCCAUUGCAACCGGCAGGCAUGGAUGCUCCUCCCAACUCCAUCACCAGCUCUGUUCCCACCAUUGUCACCUCUGGGAUGCGCUCCUCACUCCCCCAGGCCUCGGCGCCACUCUUCACCUCUGACCACUAUGAGUCAGAUGUGUACAAUCCUGAGGCUCCCAGCAUCACCAAUACUUCGAGGCCAAUCUAUCGCCACCGGGUCAAUGCCCAGAGACCCAACCUGAUUGGACUCACAAUGGGGGAUAUCGACCAGCCGCAUAGAGAAAAGAUUCCUAACAACAAUAUGAGGAUUGUCAUGGAAUCUGAAUCGAGGAAGAGGCCUGGUAUCCCCCAUGACUUAGGUCUGCCCCCCAAGAAACCCUGGUUUGACAAACCCAACUUUAACAAACCCAACCACCAGGGCUUCCACAAAAGACCUCAGUUCUCCCUGAACGCCAAGCUGCUUGUUCGGCAAAUUCCCCCCGAGCUUAACAACAUCAGCAAACUCAAUGAACAUUUCAGCAAGUUUGGCACUAUCGUCAACCUGCAGGUGGCCUUCCAGAAUGACCCAGAAGGUGCCCUGAUCCAGUUUGCCUCUCCAGACGAGGCCAAGCGGGCUAUGCAAAGCACAGAGGCUGUGCUCAACAACCGUUUCAUCAGGGUACACUGGUUUCGGGAUGAUGGGAGUGAUGGUCAGGGCCAGUCCCACAUGCAGCAGCAGCCUCAGUCACAGCCAGCCAUGCAGCCUUCAGCUACAUCUCUGAAGCAGUCUGUCAAAGAUCGCCUCGGACCCAUGCUCCCUACAAACUCUGAGCCUUCCCAGGAUUCCAGUGUAGCCACACAGAAUCCUUCUAAACUGUCAGUGAAGGACCGCUUAGGUUUCUCUGCCAAACCGGCAGCUCCUGUUGAAAAAGUAUUUUCCACGUCAAUGGGCCUCACAAAGACUGUAUACAAUCCUGCUGCUCUGAAGGCAGCCCAGCGGACCUCAGAGGAAGCCCUGAAGAAAAAACAGGAAGCCCUGAAACUACAGCAGGACGUGAGAAAGAAGAAGCAGGAAAUAUUGGAAAAGCACAUCGAGACACAGAAGUUGCUGAUAUCCAAACUUGAGAAGAACAAAGCAAUGAAGGCAGAAGAUAAAGCCAAGAUCAUGGAAACUUUAGGCACCUUGACCAAGAGCAUCACCAAACUGCAAGAGGAGAUAAAGGGAAUCUCAAGCAGCAGCAACCCGCUCCGAACAGCCAAAAGCAAGGCUCAGGCCCAGAAAGAACUGCUGGAUGCAGAGCUGGACCUGUAUAAGAAGAGCCAGGCUGGAGAGGACACUGCUAUGUUAAAGAUCAAAUACACCCAGCUGCAAAUUGAGGCGGCUAAAAGGGGACUCCUGUCACCUGGACGAGGCCGGGGCGUGCUCGCUCGAGGCCGCGGUGCCGUCAGGGCUCGCGGAAGGGGAACCAGGGGACGGGGAAGAGGUGUACCUCUGCAUGCAGUCGUGGACCAUCGACCACGAGCGCUGGAGAUUUCUGGUUACGCUGACACAGACCGUGUCGACUUGCUGCCACACUUUGCUCAAUUUGGAGAGAUCGAAGAUUGCCAGAUUGAUGAAAGCAACCUGUCUGUGGUCAUCACUUACAAGACAAGAGCGGAGGCUGAACAGGCGGCUCUUCACGGAGCGAGAUUCAACAACCAGACUUUACGCCUGGCCUGGCAUAAGCCAGCCACGGCUCUCAGUACUGCGGAUGCUGAUGAGGCAGAACCAGAGGAGGAUGAGUACCCAGAAGAGUCGCUGUAUGACGAUGCAUUGCUACAGGAUGAUGACGAGGAAGAAGACGACAACGAGCCUCGUUCCUGGCGCAGAUGAAGCUCAGUCAGACGCUCUCCGCCUGGUUUCAUUGGUGUGAAGGAGAAGCAACAAUCCAGCAACUUUAUAACGUUUAGAUGCCUGUUUAUUGGCAGAUUUCACUUUGGCUAGACUUUUUUCCCCCCCUAACACAUAUGUAACUGGCAGAAGAACCAUGUGUGAGUUUGAUUAUUUUAAUGUGUAAACCAGAUGCAACAAUGUUGAAUUUUUUUAAUGCUCUUAAUGUAGAAAUGGAUUUUUUUUUUCUUCUUCUUUUUUCGGUCACAAAAUGCAAAUACUUUGUCUGGACGUGUGACGGUCGCUCACUUAAAGACACAUUUGAUGAACUCUCAGUUUAAAAAAACAAACCUGUGUUGUAAUUUAACUGAAUGACAGACCAUAGCUUUUGCAGAAUAUAAUUAGACUGACUGGUUUAAAUGCUUUUUGUGUAAAUAUUUUAUGUAUGGAUUUAAGUGAUUUGUAUGAAAGCUUGGCUUCUCAGUUUUUGGCUUUACUUUGAAUUGUACAAAAAAUAAAGAAUUGAAAUGGUCUCAAAACAUCCUGCCUAACCAAAAAAAAAAAAGAAAAAAAGAAGAAAAAAAAGAAAAGAAAAAAUUACCAAAAAAA